AGUCUCUCCACAAGAACAUCAUUGUAGAGAACUGCAGAAAUCAGAGAGAAAAAAAAAAGAGAAAGAACACCAAAAGAAAAGAAAAUGAAAAUUUCUCUACCCAUUAUUAAGCUUCUGAUCAUGGCGAUAGCAUUGUCAUGCAGGAUUCAGACAAAAGUCGAGAGCUUGAGGUUCAACUUCCCUCUCUUCAACGAAACCAACGAAUCAGAUUUGAUCAAACACGGCUCGUACGUUGUCCUAAACGCGAUCCAAGUGACUCCAGAUGUUCGCGGAGGUCCUCUAACGAACCACUCAGGUCGUGCCCUUUACAAGAAGCGUUUCAGGCUGUGGACCAAAGACAAGAACGCCACCUUCGACACCACCUUUCUCAUCAACGUCUCGAACCAGACUGACCCAGGAGGUGAAGGCCUGGCCUUUGUUCUCACGGCCGACACGCCUCCUCCUGCAGACAGCCAUGGCCAGUGGCUCGGUUUAGUCAACGGCAGUACGAACGGGUCAGCGAGUUCCAAGAUUGUGGCUGUUGAGCUCGACACGAGGAAGAGCUUUCCUGAAGAUCUUGACAGCAACCAUGUCGGCCUCAAUGUGAACAGCAUCAGCUCUGUCGUUCAAGAAUCUUUAACUGGCCACGGAAUCAGGAUCUCGGCGGGAUCUAGUCUCGCUGUUCAUAUUCGGUACGAUGGUAAGAAUCUAUCUGUUUAUGUCUCCACGGAUAAGAAGGCAGACCCAUUACAGGAUCCGAGGAACUUGGUGUUUUCUCACGCCAUAGAUCUCUCUGCAUAUCUUCCUGAGAAGGUUUAUGUUGGGUUCUCGGCAUCAACAGGGAACGAAACCGAGCUGAACUGCGUACAAUCAUGGAGGUUCGAGGGUUUGGAUAUCGGCGGAGAUUCAAAGCUGCUAUGGCUCUGGAUCACUAUCCCGAUUGCUUCUGUUGUUUUGGCUGGAAUGCUCUUUGGAUCGGUCCGGUAUUUGAGGUCAAGAUCAAAGGAAGGAGAGGAAAACCCGUCGGAUAUAGAAGCAGAGAUCGAUCAUUGCGCUAUAAACCCGAGGAAAUUCAAGCUGAGAGAAUUGAAGAAAGCCACAAACCACUUCAGCCCUCAGAACAAGCUAGGGCAAGGAGGGUUCGGGAUGGUGUUUAAGGGAAGUUGGAAGAACCGAGACAUAGCGGUGAAAAGGGUUUCCGAGAAAUCGCAUCAAGGAAAGCAAGAGUUCAUAUCCGAAAUCAAAACGAUCGGAAAUCUAAACCACAAGAACCUGGUCAAGUUACUCGGAUGGUGCUACGAGAAGAAAGAGUUCCUACUUGUUUACGAGUUCAUGCCGAAAGGAAGCUUAGACAGGUACCUUUUCUUGGAAGACAGGACGACGAAACGAGGGUCGUCGACUCUCGGGUGGGAGUCGAGGAUGAACAUCGUAAGAGGGUUAUCUCACGCACUGGAAUACCUUCACAACGGAUGCGACAAUAGGAUACUUCACAGAGACAUAAAGGCGAGCAAUGUGAUGCUGGACUCGGAUUUCAACCCUAAACUCGGAGAUUUCGGGCUUGCAAGAGCGAUCCAACAGAGCGAAAUGACGCAUCAUUCGACGAAAGAGAUAGCUGGAACACCGGGAUACAUGGCUCCCGAGACUUUCCUUAACGGGAGAGCGACAGUCGAAACAGACGUAUAUGCAUUCGGAGUCCUGAUGCUCGAGGUUGUCUCGGGGAAGAAACCUACUCAUUUCUCCAAAGAACAGAACUAUAACAACAGUAUCGUGAACUGGUUAUGGGAAUUAUACCGAAAAGGGACGAUCUUUGAAUCUGCAGACCCGAGAUUGGAGGGCGAUUUCGAGGAGGAAGAGAUGAAGAGUGUGUUGCUGUUAGGGUUGGCCUGUUGUCAUCCUGAUCCAAACAAGAGACCCUCCAUGAGAACAGUCUUGAAGGUUUUGACAGGUGAAAUGCAUCCACCAGAUGUGCCGAAAGAGAGACCGGCCUUCGUCUGGCCGACAAUGCCGCCGUCUUUCAGCGACUUGGAUUACUCUCUUACCGGAAGCCAGAUCAAUUCGCUCACUGAGAUCACUGGAAGAUAGGCAUGAAGAAA
Tarenaya hassleriana is the source of this 2072-nucleotide messenger RNA. RefSeq names its product probable L-type lectin-domain containing receptor kinase S.5. Gene Ontology annotation, molecular function: ATP binding; carbohydrate binding; protein kinase activity. Gene Ontology annotation, cellular component: plasma membrane. The record is from RefSeq and is a predicted model, not a curated record. NCBI's taxonomy places the organism in Eukaryota, Viridiplantae, Streptophyta, Magnoliopsida, Brassicales, Cleomaceae. The transcript has a single exon. Bases 85 to 2061 code for a protein of 658 amino acids. Gene Ontology annotation, biological process: protein phosphorylation.